AUGAAAAUUUUAAUGAACAGAUUUGCAGAAAUUAAUCCACAGGAAGAUAUUAGAUUGAUUAAACUUUAUGGGAUACAAUCAUACUUGUGUGAAUUAAUUGUAUAUGAAUUCCAAUUAAAAUACCUGGAAAUUUAUAUGGCAAAAGAAGUGUUGAGAAUACCUAUACCAAGGACAUGGAAAGAUAUGAUAAGAGCACAUGAAACAACUAGUGGUUUACUAAAAUAUGAGAAACUUUUAUCUGAUAAUACCAAUUCUAUAAAAGAUUUUCUUUGGAAUCAAAGUUCAACAACACCUAAAAUGACAACAAAAAUGACUACUUCACCAAAACAUAUAUAA
Messenger RNA from Entrophospora candida, 336 nucleotides. Lineage: Eukaryota; Fungi; Glomeromycota; Glomeromycetes; Entrophosporales; Entrophosporaceae. The record is from the annotation of a GenBank genome assembly.